AUGGUAAAAAACAAGAUGCAAUGGUGGCUCGAAUUUAAUAACAUCCUUCCCAAGAGCCAAACUGGAUUUCGAAAAGGGCAAUCUACUACAGACAAUUUGACCGGUUUAACCUUAAAUGUAGAGGAUUCUUUUAGUAAUAAAAAAGACCUCCUUGCUGCAUUUCUGGAUGUACAAGGCGCAUUUGACAACGUGAAUAUUAAUAUUCUCUUGCAACAAUUGGCAACAAUUGGCUGCCAUCUUAAAUUGGUCAAAUUUAUCAAAUUCCUAACACAAGAAAGGUACAUUUUUACUGAAAUUAAUGGAAAAAAGUUUAAUAUUAUCUACAAGGGAGUUCCACAAGGCGGCGUCCUCAGUCCUCUUUUGUUCAACAUAUAUGUUGCCCAAGUUUGCGAAAAUCUACCUAAAACUGUCACUGUCUCUCAAUUUGCUGACGAUAUCGCCCUGUAUUGCAAAAGAGGAUCCACUAGCACUAGCAAACGUCUACUCGAAAAAGCUAUUGAAAAAGUUAACCAAAACCUAAACAAUUUAGGACUUGAACUCUCUGCACAUAAAACUAUUUUCAUUCAUUUCAACCGUCGUAACAUAAAACCAGGCGAAACUGAAAUAACGGUAAAUAACACACCCAUAAAAUCUAGUGAAACGGCCCGAUUCCUGGGUAUCACUUUUGACUAUACACUGUCUUUCAAACAACAGACCAACUUAAUUAUUAACAGAGCCUCUAGAGCCUUAAACAUCGUUAAAUUCCUUCGAGGUACUUGGUGGGGCGCUCAUCCCAACAUACUAACCCUAUUUUAUAAAAGUUUUGUAAGAUCUAUCAUUGAUUAUGGAUGUUUUAUUUACUUCCCCACUCAAGCUGACGCCCUGCUAAAGCUUGAACGAAUACAAUACAAGUCAAUUAGAUUAGCUUUAGGAUACAGAGCAAGCACUCCCACAAAUAUUCUGUUAGCUGAAUCAAAACUACCCCUUUUAAUAGAGCGUUCUAAAUACUUAUGUCAUAGUUAUCUAAACAAAAUAUAUUCAAAUAAGGAACUUUCACUUAACCAGACAAUUACCAACUUCAAUAGAUUAUUAACAAAUAAAGACACCAGUCAUCGUAAAUUUAGUAAUAGAAUUUUCCAAACCUGCAUUGAAAACACCUACCCUUCCAAAAAUAAAAUUUACUCCAAAAAUAAUUUUCCAAUAUAUACAACAAACUAUGCAGUACAAACAAUCAAUGUAAAUGUAAAUACGGAAAUAGGACAAAAACUAAAAAAAAGCAACGACCCUAACUCAGUACUCAACAAAAUAAUAAGUGAAAAUCGGAACGCAAAUAUCAUAUUUACCGACGGUAGUAAAUCAGCUGAUUCAAUAUCAGUGGGUAGUGCCUGCUUCCACGUAAAUAAAAAUAAAUUUAUUGUAAGAAGCAUCGAUAAAGUCGCUUCCAUAUUCACCGCCGAAUGCCUUGCCAUUAACGAUGCCGUAGACAUCGCGCUCGAGUAUCCUAACCAAAGAUGCUUUAUAUUCUCCGACUCACUUAGUGCUCUUCUGUCACUCAAAAAUUACAAAAAUAACGUCAAAACUAAUCCCCUCCUCCUAGAAAUUCGAGAAAAAAUUUAUGAAUUUCAAAAGAAAGCACACAAAGAUUGCGAAAUUGUUCUUGUAUGGAUACCAGCUCACCUAGGAAUAAAUGGAAAUGAAAAAGCAGACCAACUCGCCAAGGAAGCUGCCAACUCUGCAUCUACUGACAUUUAUAAGAUCCCAUUUACAGAUUUCAAAGAAAUAGCAAAAAAGAAAUCAAUAGAAAAUACAUUUGACUCAGUCAAAUCUCAAGGACAAAUCAAAGGCACUGAAUACUUCAAAAACUACUACAAAGACAGUUCUAAGCCUUGGUACUUCAAAAUCAAUCUACCACGGGAAAUUAUAUCUACCAUCAACAGAUGUAGAGCUGGUCACUACAACCUUGCCUUUUCCUUAGCACGAAUAGGAGUCAAAGAUAACUCUCAUUGCGAAUGCGGCGACGAAAAUCAAACGAUCAAUCACAUUCUAUGGAAUUGUUCCUUAUACGAUCAAGAACGUCAACCAUUCAUUAGAAAACUGCAAAAACUUAAAUUCAGCCUUCCUACAUCUUGCGCCACACUUUUAGCGAACCCAAAUACACGUAUAUGUAAAGCUAUUUAUACUAUCUAA
Messenger RNA from Phymastichus coffea, 2166 nucleotides. RefSeq lists its product as uncharacterized. The record is from RefSeq and is a predicted model, not a curated record. Lineage: Eukaryota; Metazoa; Arthropoda; Insecta; Hymenoptera; Eulophidae. Gene Ontology annotation, molecular function: nucleic acid binding; RNA-DNA hybrid ribonuclease activity. Bases 1 to 2166 code for a protein of 721 amino acids. The transcript has a single exon.